Messenger RNA from Centropristis striata (black sea bass), 664 nucleotides. It is a transcript of the gene ccl27b, whose product is annotated as chemokine (C-C motif) ligand 27b. The record is from RefSeq and is a predicted model, not a curated record. Gene Ontology annotation, cellular component: extracellular region. Lineage: Eukaryota; Metazoa; Chordata; Actinopteri; Perciformes; Serranidae. Gene Ontology annotation, molecular function: chemokine activity. Gene Ontology annotation, biological process: immune response. The transcript has 3 exons. Bases 374 to 664 code for a protein of 96 amino acids.
GAGCUUCUAUCAAUCAAAAACAUCCCGUUAAAAAAUCGGUUAUGAAACCUGUUGGAGCCUGUCUAUGAGCAUACCUUUACCACAGACUCAUCCAGCACAAGCAGUUUGAACAAAUAAUCAGCUUCAAAAUGAAAGUAACAUUUGACUUCAUAAAGACUUUAUAAUGACUGCUUGUUAACGGCUUAACCCACACCAUGUUAUGUUGUUACCAUUGUGUUCAGCAUAAUGUUGCAUAAAAAAAAAAUGCUGCACGGUUGGAGCACAUGUUCACACGCUUGCUUCUGUUUGUGGGUGGGUGGAGGGGUGGGUAUGUGUUCAGUGGCACUAUGUAAAGAGCGAGGACAGACUUCCUCCCCUCACUUGCUCUGCCAUCAUGGAUGUGAAAGUUGCAUUUGUGAUUGUCUUUCUGUGCGCGUUUGCCAUCAUCUCUACUGAAGCUGGCAUCCCAAAAUGCUGCAUCAACACAAAAAUGGACAUCCCUGUGAAGGUGCUGAUGAGGGUUUAUAGAUGGACCUAUCAGAAAAACACCGGCGCCUGUGACACUGCUGCAAUCAUACUGUAUGUAAGGGGCAUGAAGAAGUCUGUUUGUGCUAAUCCCAAAUUGAAGCGUAAACUGAUCCAGCUGCAACAGAAGAUAAACCAGAGCAAGCAGAAAGCCUCUUAA